ACAACGAGUUGAGACGAUGAGAGACACAGACGAUGUUACCACGAUCAAUAGCAGAGAAACGGUGAAAUAAACAACAAACGCGUUUAAAGCGUCGUUAAGAGUGGAAGUGCGGUGAAAAAUAGCGCUUAAGUCAAGUUGGUAAAACAAAAACAUACAAAACAACCAAAAAACAAGAGUAGCGCGCGCGUUUUUGGCCAGUGCAUAGUGAAUUUGAAAAAAAAACAAGAUAAAAAAAGUGUUUUUUUCUUAUAUCAAAUAAAGAAAUUUUUUUGUGUUUACUUUAAAAUUUAUUGAGUAUUAAAGCAAAAAUGGUAGAUCACUCUGUUACCAUUAUGACCCGUUCCAACACGGAUGUGCCUGGUGCAACGAGCACCACAGCCACAGUGACUCCACCCGUACGCAGCAGCACUACCACCACCACGGUGACCACAUCAUCUUCGCCUCGUCAAAAUGAUGAGGUUACCCGAGGCAUUUACAAUCUGAAAAUGGUGCUUUUCCUGUUGCUGCUGCCAUUGAUUCUAUUUGCGGUCUUUCUGAAGCACCUUUUGGAUUAUCUGUUCGGUUUGGGCUCCAAGGAGAAAGAUGUCAGGGGCAAAGUGGCAGUGGUAACUGGUGGUGGCAGUGGUUUGGGACGAGAAAUUGCUCUGGAGCUGGCGCGGAAGGGUUGCAAAGUAGCUGUUGUCGAUGCCAACUCCAAAGGAUGCUACGAAACUGUGGAUAUGAUAUCCAAAAUCCCUUCAAGUAUUGUCAAAGCUUAUAAGACUGAUGUUUCAUCGCACCGUGAACUGCAAUUAAUGGCCGUUAAAAUUGAAAAAGAAUUGGGACCUGUGGACAUUCUAGUUAACAAUGCCUCAUUGAUGCCAAUGACAUCGACACCUCAAUUGAAAAGUGACGAGAUCGAAAAAAUCAUCACCGUUAAUUUGGGCUCUUACAUUAUGACAACCAAGGAAUUUCUACCAAAAAUGGUUCAGCGCCAAUCUGGUCAUGUUGUUGCUGUGGCAGCACUGUCUGGUCUGGUGCCCUUACCCGGUGCUGGCAUUUAUACAGCCACAAAAUAUGGCAUUAUUGGAUUUAUGGAAGCUUUAAGAUGUGAAUUACGUGAAUCGAAUUGUGAUUUUAUACGGACCACGGUGGCCAAUACGUAUUUCAUGAAAACCAGUGGUGAUUUACAUUUACUCAGCGAUGCAGGCAUCUCGAGUAGCUAUCCUGGUUUACCAACAGCAUAUGUGGCAGAGAAAAUUGUCCGUGGAAUGCUGCUGAACGAGCGUAUGGUGUACGUGCCAAAAAUAUUUGCAUUAAGUGUCUGGUUGCUCAGAUUGUUACCCACCAAGUGGCAGGAUUAUAUGCUGUUGCGUUUCUACAAGUUCGAUGCUCGCAGUACCCAUUUGUUCCUUUGGAAAUGAUGAACUCACGUUAAGGAUUCGUGUGGGAAAAAAGGGGUUACUCUCUUAACGUUGUGCCAAAAUGUUCUAAAACUCUAAGCUCUGUGUUCGUGGUUUGCCCAGUAUCUCUCUUUAAGGCCCAAACAGAUGGAUGUUAACAAACAACUCAAGUCCAGGGUCAAAUGGCCCCAUGAGCUAUAUUAAGAAGGCCUUGCAUUUUAUUUUCAAAAGUCCCAUAAAAUAGGUUUUUAAGUAAUUGUCUCUUAUCUCUAUUUUUUUUUUCUAUACAGUAUACCUAUACAUACAUACAAAUAUAAUAUACUCGAGUAUGCCAUUGUGCAUGUGUUGUAUUUUAGUAUUUAUUUAAAUAAUUGUUAAAUGUUUAAGUUUUUUUUUUUAAUAAAUAAAAUUCUAACACUUUAGUUUUAAAG
Stomoxys calcitrans (stable fly) is the source of this 1813-nucleotide messenger RNA. Its product is annotated as estradiol 17-beta-dehydrogenase 11. The transcript has 7 exons. Gene Ontology annotation, cellular component: lipid droplet. Gene Ontology annotation, molecular function: oxidoreductase activity, acting on the CH-OH group of donors, NAD or NADP as acceptor. Bases 309 to 1403 code for a protein of 364 amino acids. The record is from RefSeq and is a predicted model, not a curated record. Lineage: Eukaryota; Metazoa; Arthropoda; Insecta; Diptera; Muscidae.